This is a messenger RNA of Salvelinus sp. IW2-2015, 2308 nucleotides long. RefSeq names its product chromatin complexes subunit BAP18. The record is from RefSeq and is a predicted model, not a curated record. Gene Ontology annotation, cellular component: MLL1 complex; NURF complex. NCBI's taxonomy places the organism in Eukaryota, Metazoa, Chordata, Actinopteri, Salmoniformes, Salmonidae.
AAUCAGCAUUUGGGAUUUAUUUGCGCAGGUGAAGUCUUUCGUUUGUCCACAUUGUCAUUUAUGUAUGUCAUUUAUUUUUAGCUACACAUUUCUGAUUAUUGCAACAACAAAAAAACAUAAGAUCCGUGUUAAUAAAAUUCACAGGCUCACCGAAAACAGUUGCGGACUGCAAACAAAAAUAUGAAUAUUGUAGGACGUGGACGAAGUUGGUAUUUGUAUUAACAGCUGAGCCUGCAGUGCAACCAGGCUAACUAACCUGAAGCUUAGCUAGCUUCUCUAAACGGCGUUAUUCACAGGAAAAUCUGCAUCUGUUCAGCAACUACAAAAAGAAAAAUGACUUCAGCCUCAACGAAGGUUGGGGAGAUCUUCUCAGCAGCAGGAGCUGCUUUCACCAAGUUAGGGGAGCUGACCAUGCAACUGCACCCCGUGGCUGACUCCAGUCCUGCAGGAGCUAAGUGGACGGACACUGAGAUUGGGCAGCUGAGAUCGGCCGUGGUGAGGUUUGGUGAUGACCUGAACUCCCUCAGCGCUGUCAUCAAGGAACGCACCGUGGUCCAGAUUAAAAGUACAGUGAAGAGGAAGCUCUAUGACGAGACCGGGAUGCCCAUUUCCACCGACUCCCCAAAAAAGACCGCCAAGAAGACUGCUGUUACCAUGGCCACCACGGCAACACCAACUGUCAUUGCUGUGCCGACCUCAAAGGUCGUCAUGAAGGCAGGUGUCCAGGGAAAUGUGACUCUGGCCAUUCCCACAAUGAAGAAACAGAAGUCUGCAGCAGAUGUGACUCUGAGUGCUCUGAAUGACUCUGACGUCAACUCUGACCUGGUAGACAUAGAGGGACUGGGAGAGGGAUCCAACUCCAAGAAACUCAACUUCGAUCAGGACAACCUGAACCUCGACUCCAGCUUCAUCAUGAACUCCAGUGACCUGCCGCUCCUCUCUCGUUGACCUCAAGAUGUUUUCAAUAGCACCCUAUUUCCUACAUAGUGCGCUACUUUUGACUGGAGCCUUAUGGACCCUGGUCAAAUGUAAUCUGCUAAAUAGGGAUUAGAGUGCAAUUUGAGACGCAGCCCAGACAUCUCUCCUAUGGACAACAGCCGAGAUCCUUCAGAUUUCCCUUGGCGGAUCUCUGUGUGCAUCUGAAAAGGCACCUUAUUCCCUGCUUUUAAGCCAAGGCCUAUGAGGAUGCAAAUUUCUCUUGCAUGAGGAAUGUGUUGGUGGAUGUAAAUAAUGGUAUUAUUUAUUCAUACACGAUUGAUUUGUACUACACAAAAAGCUAAUGUGCAGAGAUGCAUGGCCAAGGACUACAGUGUGUAGAUUUUGCCAUCUUGGUUUAUGUCAACUAUGAUAUCUGGGUAGGUGGCCCUGCGAAUUCCCCUUUGACAAUGCUGCAACUGCAAACUUGUAUACGGUAUCAUGUACUUGUGAACCCAGUGUUGAGCUCACCAGCAAAUUAAACUGGUAUUUGAAAAGCAUACUGGAUAAUAUAGAUAUGAACACAAUUGUAUCAAAGGACAGGAAUUAGUUUAGUGCAGUUUUCUGUUUGAAACAGUGGAUUAUCUUAUUGUUCAAAACAUGACCCAUGAUCCUUCAAGGUAAUUUUUUGGGGGCAAAUAUUUCUCGGUCAGUUACUGACAAAUAUUUGUAGUUUUAUAGAGGCUUACUCUAAAGACAAUCAAAUGACCAGUGUGAUUUGCUGAAUUAUGUUGAAUAAAUUGACUUAGUAAACUUGUAGUUGGUAAUAUUUAAUUCAGGAGUCAUGUCACUCAAUGUGUAGUCUUUAUUGAAAUGAGAUUUUUAUACAAUUGAAAACACUAGUGGGCACAGUAAGUGUAAAAAAAUAUUUAAAACACCAGAUGGGUGCAGUGAUGUUUUAGUGUCAGCCAUAUUAGUAUGGCGUGCACCCCUGGAGCAAAUUAGGAUUAAGUGCCUUUGCACUAGGGCACAGAGAUUUUUCACCUUGUCGGUUUAGGAAUUCGAACCAGCUACCUUUUGGUUACUGGCUCAAACUGCUAGAGUGGUUAAAUACUAGGGUUGUGAAAUUAGGCCUAUUUCCGCUUACACAAUAUCCCCAACUUUAUAAAAUGAAGUAAUAUAUUCAAAUUCUCACCAACCCCCAAUAGUACACAUGAGGGACAGCCAGGCACAUUGUAAAAAUAUGCCACUGUAAUACCACUAACACAGAGCUUCCGAUAAAACAUAACCGAGUAAAAUAAAAAUGGCAGAAUAUGAACACAGGAAUUGAUGCCAUUUUAGCUCCAGGUUGAGGAGUAGGUAAAGAUGUAUUGUAGACAAGGGUGUGGCUGAC